Messenger RNA from Salvia splendens (bonfire salvia), 1771 nucleotides. RefSeq lists its product as uncharacterized. The record is from RefSeq and is a predicted model, not a curated record. Lineage: Eukaryota; Viridiplantae; Streptophyta; Magnoliopsida; Lamiales; Lamiaceae. Bases 804 to 1391 code for a protein of 195 amino acids. The transcript is spliced from 2 exons.
GUAAGGCUAAUAAAUGUUAGAGAAAAACAUCCCUCCCUCACCGGCGGAAGGAAGAGAAGCAGCACCGACAUUAAAGUUUCUCACCUAUCACUUUCAUUAUAUCAACUCUGUGUUCCUCAACUAUCACUUUCACUAUGUGAGGCGGAAGGAAGAGAAGCUGCACUGCCAUUAAAGUUGAUCAACCUAUCCCUUUCACUCUAUCCACUCUGUUUUCCUCAACUAUCACCGUCACUAUAUCAAUUUCACUCUAUCCACUCUGUCUUCAUCAACUAUCACUGUAACUAUAUCAAUUUCACUAUAUCGGCGGAAAAAAAGAGGGAUUUUCAGCCUGGCUACGUUGUCUUCGCCUUCCACCAUAUUAGGGCGACGACGCUGUUGGUGACGAUCGAGAGGUAUGUGUUUAUUAAUUUAAUUUUUUAUGAAAUUGAAUAAGAAGCAUAGUUAUAUUUAUCUGAUUAUUGUUCCCAUACAUGCCUUUCAAUGACUUCUCGUGAGUAUUCAUCAUUAAAUCUUCUACACUUGGCGGCUAAAUGCAAUCAUUGUUUGGUGGUUAACCGUCGAUCAUCUUAUUUGUUGCACCCCUUAUUUAUAGCAACAACACACAUACAACACACAUACUCAUUUAUAGUGCACACCAUCAUUUAACCUUUUUGAGCCAAAGACAAAUGGAAAUCCCACUCCAACGUCACUACCACUACAACGGAAAAUGGACAACUAAGACCGACACCAUCCUACUUGACACUAUAAUCAAGUUGAAGGGAGAGACGGGAUGAGCGGGGGAGAAGUUCCUUCAAUACUUCUUGAUGACAGCGGCUUCCGAAAUUGGCUCCCAAGUAGGUGUGCAGUUCAAUGAAGCCGAGCUCGCCAUCCGUGUCAAAAUCAUGUCCAUACGCUAUCGAACCUUUAAAGAGGUUGUGAACCAUCCAGGGAUGUACUGGGAUAAACGCGAGAUAUGCAUCUUCGCAGAUGGUUGCGUCUGGACGAAGUUCCUGCUGAAGCAUCCAUUUGCUGCGGCCUACCACUACUAUGACAAACCUGAGUAUAGCAAGAUUCGUUGCUUGUUCGGCAUAGACGACGUGAAGGAGGAUUCACAUACUGAUCUCAUUAGCAUCCCAUCCUCAAGUGAUGCUGACUCAUCCGAGGACUCUGGCUGUUACGAGGUUGCACCGGACAACGAAGAAGUGAACUCACCCGCUGUCUUUCCCAAGCCCACAGUCCGCUGCAAAUUGUUCGACGAUGACGUCGAGGCCAUUGACAGGGAGUCCACGACUGCUAAGGGGAUAUAUUGGAUUGAUGUCGGACCAGAUGAGAACCUGCGCACAAGGCUGAAGAAGAGUCGGACUCUGCCCAAAGAUCCCUUCAUCAAGAAUGACGGCGAGGACACUUUAUAGAUAGACUCGCACGCAUGUUCGUGUGCUUCUAACUCACCCAUAGGGUGGUGGGCUCAUCUUCGCAACUGAAAGAGCUAAACCGAGUGAUGGAUGGAGCUUGCAAGUCUGGCCAUUUUAGGCACUAAUAUGUCACAUCACUCCUACAUUUAAGUGGACUAUGCUUUUGGAUUUUGAAUAGUCUCUGCCAUCCUUGAUGAUUUGUCAUUAGUAUAUACCUAUGUAUGUUCCCUACGCUAUUGGACCACCUAAUUUUGUUAUGGUUGUAAAAUAUUUGGUGGUAGUCCUUGACUCGUUGAUGCUGAUAUGAUGUGUAAAAUAGGGUGUGGUUGUGUGUACAUAUUGCUCCCCAAUCGUACGUAAUGGAUGCUUGGUUUGUGUUC